AUGGCUUCUCCUCCGAAUUCCAAAAUUGACAAACCCCUUUCCGUAAAGUCAGAUAUUCUUCCAAAAAGAAACGACAAGCUCCGCCCUGUAAUGGCUGAUGAUGACCACAAGCCCCGGAAGAAAGCCAGAGCUCCUCGAAAUUUCGAAAAAGACGCUCUUCGAAUGCAAGCCAGAGACAUUCUUGGCUCUCCAAAUCAUGACGCUAUAGAAACACUCAUUGCUAACUUAGCAUCACCUAUUGAAACAGUUUUAUCAGAAGCCGAAAACUUGUACUAUUUCUUAAGGCGUGAAUACCCAAAUGCCUUGUCUUUGAAAAUUUCAAAGGUUUUACUUCACUCUCUGACUCGCCCUAAAAUCAAAUCCGAAUGUGCAUCUCUUCUGCAGAAUCUGAUCGAUUCGCCAAGUCAUUAUGAGAGUGUGUGGAAUUUCAUCUCCCCCAUGAUCAAAACCGAUCUUAAAAUCGCGUUUCUUGAAAUUCUUAGACAAGAAAAUUCCAGUAGAAUUUGUAAGCCAAUCUGGAAGACAGUAUCUGAGGUAUUCAACUGUAUUAUUACCAAGGAACAAGGCGAGUGGCCGGGUAUGCUCAGUUGCUUUUACGAGCGUCUACGUUCCGGUCCGUCAUACGUUCAAGAUUUUGCCCUUAUGUUCUUUUUGAAGUUGCCAAUGUGUCUACGUAAACAAUUGGAACCUUAUGUUAACAAUCUCUAUUUAGACUUCUUGGAUAAGCUUAAUUCUUUCAAUGAAAUGAGAAAACGUUUAGCCUUGGCUGCUUCAAUUCAUCUUGUUGGACAAAUGUCUAGUGAUUAUUAUUUUCUGUUAAAUGGUCUACUAAUGCCAAUGAUAAAAGGGGUAUUGAGUUUUCUCAUUAAUGAUAACGAGGAGGGGUAUGCGCAGGAAAGUCUACGGAAAUUAGUCGAGUUAGCUUGGGUUGAGCCAAGAUUUUUCGAGUCACAUUUGGAUGAAGUGUUUGAUACUAUGGUUACCAUUGCUGAGAAUAAUCGAUUCUUAGAAGAUACAAGAUAUCUUGCUGUAGAAAUGAUGAGCGCUUUUGAUGAUUAUGUGAUAAAAAGGGUAGGUAAGAAGAUCCUAAGAAGGCUGUUUUUUGAGUUGGUUGAGAUGAUUUCGCGUAUUGAGGAUGAUCCAAUGGGUGAUGUAGACUAUGUGAAUGGUUUAUGUUUGGGAACUUCGCAAAAUUAUCUUCUUGGAGUAACUUUUAUGUAUAGGAUUUCAAUGGCAACGGGUGAUCAAAUUCGUAUGCCUGUUUUACUCAAGGAAUUGCCAACUUAUAUGGCUGCAGCGGAAUGGCAGAAACGAUAUGCAGCAGUUACAGUCAUUGGUGUCAUUGCAAACGGAUGUGCAAAGGCGAUGAGGGAUCAUCUUUCUGAAGUGAUGAAUAUGGUCUUGAAAUCAAUGCUAGAUUCUUCUCCCCAUGUUCGUCUUGCUGCUAUUGGAACAAUUAAAGCUAUGAGUUUAGAACUGUCUCCAGAUCUGCUAGAUAAACACGGUCACAGGCUUAUUGCUUCGCUAUAUUUGGCGCUUGCAGAUGACCACUAUCCCGACAGACAGGCUGUUGCUGCUUCGGCAAUGAAUUACCUUUGUGAGGGUUGCAAGUCAUGCAUUUUAGAACCUUACUUGGACAAAAUUGUGAGCAAAUUACUUGCCCUCAUCCAGAGCCCAAGUCCUGUGCUGAAAGCUGAGGCCUUAAACACUCUAGCAUUGGUUGCAAGAUCAUCAAAGGAUAUCUUCACUAAAUGCUAUGAUCUGGUCAUCACUUACCUAAAGAAAUUCUUAGCUGAUGCAAUGAUUUGCCCAUCGGCUGCAAGUAAAUCGCUACAAGACAAUGCUCUUGAGUGCAUUUGGACAGUUGCAAUGGCUGUUGGAGAGGAUAUAUUUAAGAAAGAUGCUGCAGAGGUCGUGGUCCUUCUCUUGUCUGUGCGAUGGUAUCUAGCGGAGGAUGAUCAUCGUUUGAAAGUCACGCUUCUACGAGCAUGGGCGGAGCUUCUUAGUUGUUUUGGAUCUGGUUUUUAUCCAUAUGUGAAAGAUCUUAUGCCUAAUUUGCUCCAGUCUGCUAGACUUGGCUUUAGAGAUGAAGAAAUCGACGAAAUAGUUGAUUGGAGUGCCAGAGAACGUGUUGUUCUGACGGAGAAACUUAUGGCGUGUAAAGUCUUGUUUCGCUUAACUAGUAAGUUCAAAGAAAAUCUCUUCCCAUGGAUCGAUCAGGUUUCUGACAUAUUGAUACCACUUGUGAUAUUUCAUGAUGGUGAUAUUAGAAAUAUAGCUGUUUCAGCCAUGCCAAAGCUGUUGCUUUCAGCAAAACUUUCUGUUGAGAAGAAAGAAGCAAUUUGGAGGUUACCUAAUUGUUGUUCAAGCCAUUCCCAAGUUGCUGCUUUCAGCCUUACAAAUUCCUAUCUGAAUAAACUGGCGCGCCGAGUUGUACCAUCCCUACUAGAAGCUUUGAAUAAGGAAACUGACAGUGAAAUUUGCGCAAACAUAUUGAAAUCAUUAAGCAAAUGUAUAAAGAUUGCUGGAGCAUUUCUUAGUGAAAAGAAGAUUGAACGUAUAGCUAAUGCGAUAAUACAGGUGCUGAAAGCAACAUCAACAAAACAGUUUUCGAAAGAGGAAAAUUCGACUCAGCUGGAAAAAGAAAUCAUUAAACAGGUUGUAAACUACUUCAGCACAUUGAUCAAGAUAUAUAAGGAAAGAUCCUGGACUUUCGUGGACGAACUUUUGGAAUGUAUAAAAGAUAUGCUGGGAAAUGACACGACGGCAAAAGAGAAGCAAAUUGCACUUUUAACCUUCAAUGAAGUCUCUCUAAAAUGUAAAGGAGCUGCUCUUAGGUAUUCUCGUAAACAUCUUCCACUGAUCCUGCAAGCCUGCAAAACCGAAAACCAGAAUGUCCAAAAGUGCAAGAAUUGGGAAGAAUUUGAUUAUUUUCUCCAGGAAGCGGCACAUGGACUUGGUCUAAUUGCAGAAUUUGGAGGAAAACAACCUGAAAUUCCUUUCACUGAAGUUGCUUCCACUCUAUGUACCAUUAUCAAGCAAUCGGAUAAAGCAACAGCACAUGAUGUUGCUGUUUCGGUUCUUGGAAAGCUAUUGCACUUUCAUAAUCACGACGAGCAAAUUAUAGCUGAGGUAGUUACAUUGUGGUUAGACUCAUUGCCCUUAAAUAAUGAUUUGAUCGAAGCGCAAGCUGCACAUGAACAUCUUUCUUUACUGAUUGAAAAGUUAGAUAGAGAUAUUUUGGGCCUCAACAACGCGAAUAUUCCAAAAAUUCUCGAUAUCAUUGAAGAGGUUCUAAGAGACACCACGAAUCUGGCAACAGAGGAAACCAAGCACCGAAUGAUGGAAUUCAAGAAUUGUAUAUCCUCUAUAGAUCUCGCGGUGCAGUUUUUUCCUUCAUUCUCCUUUCCUGAGGUUUAA
Nicotiana tabacum (common tobacco) is the source of this 3420-nucleotide messenger RNA. The record is from RefSeq and is a predicted model, not a curated record. NCBI's taxonomy places the organism in Eukaryota, Viridiplantae, Streptophyta, Magnoliopsida, Solanales, Solanaceae.